Messenger RNA from Blepharisma stoltei, 762 nucleotides. NCBI's taxonomy places the organism in Eukaryota, Ciliophora, Heterotrichea, Heterotrichida, Blepharismidae. The record is from the annotation of a GenBank genome assembly.
AUGUCCGCAGCAUCAACCCUCACUUUAAGCACUUCUGAUCUAUAUAACUGCAUUAGGCAGACUCAAGAACAAGUAAUAAGUUCAACCCCACAAUUCAGUCCAAAAUUUAUGUUCACUGUACUCAUCACAAAUGACCUGAUUUCUCUGCUAGGAAAAGUUCCUAAUGAACUUUUACUUACAGGGCUUUCCAAUAUUCCACAGAUCGCAGAAAACAUUUCACCUAAAUCAUUUUACCCAUCACCUCAAUCACUAUUUACAAAACGAACAGCACCAUUUCUUCCAAAUUAUUCACAUAAAAGGCUUACACUUGUUCUAGAUUUAGAUGAGACUCUAGGACACAAAAUUCAAGAAAAAUACUUAGUAAGGCCUUUUGUGUCAGAAUUUUUAAGUACACUCAGCGAACACUUUGAAAUCAUUUUGUUUACUGCUGCUUCACAGAGAUAUGCCGAUAGCGUUAUGAACUUUGUUGAUCCAGAACGAAAAAUAAAUUUAAGGCUCUAUAAGCACCAUACAAUUGAAGUAGACGGAGUCUUGGUAAAAGAUUUAAACUGUCUUGGCAGAGACCUUUCCAAAGUUAUUAUAAUUGAUAAUUUUGCGAAUAGUUUUCAAAGGCAGUCAGAAAAUGGCAUCGAAAUUCAGUCUUGGCUGGGUGACCCAAACGACCAUGCUCUAAAAGACCUGCUACCUUUUUUACUAAAAGUGGCUAAUGAAAAUACUGAAGACGUAAGAAUGGCCCUUACAGCAUUUAAAUUGACUAACUAA